This is a messenger RNA of [Torrubiella] hemipterigena, 3686 nucleotides long. The record is from the annotation of a GenBank genome assembly. Lineage: Eukaryota; Fungi; Ascomycota; Sordariomycetes; Hypocreales; Clavicipitaceae.
AUCUAUUUCCAUCUGAAACUAGGGAUCCCGGUAGAUUUCCUAAUUAGGAAAUUGGCCGUGAAUGCAACAAUGACUGCCUGAGGAUGAGGCCCCGGCAAUGGUCAACGCUUAUAGGCUGCCUUGUCUGUGCGGUGGCAUACCUGCAUUGCAUAGACGGCAUAGAUACAUGCAUGCAUACAACCUGCAUGGGGGCUGAAGGAACCAGCUCCCCGACUUACACGCUACCAACCGACCUUCAGGCGGCCAGCUUUUCAGCCUACCAAAUAUAGAAGCAGACAAAAGCUGUAUACCUUGGCAGAAACCUUCCGAGGCAGGCUGUCGUCCUAGGCUCGUCUAUGCCCUUCUGGAUUCAUGUUGCGAAAUACUACUCUGAACUAUGGGAAUUAGCUAGCUGGACCGGCUAAGACGGCAGACCACCAAUCUUGGCAAAACUUCAUGCAGACGACAAGGCAGUGGAUGCAAACGACAAGGCAAUGGAUGCAGACGACAAGGCAGUUGACCAAGAAAGAAGAUGCAAACUAUAGACCCGGAACGUGAACGUGAAUAAGCAACACAAGCUAGCUUCGGCGAGUUCUGUCGAUCCCAUACCCCGGCCGCCAUCCCGGCGUCAGUGCAUCCUCCGAUAUACCUGCACCUUUAUAAAAGACCAUCCUCCUUCCCACCAUUUACAUCAAUUGCUUCUUCUUCAGACAGACAGACUGAGAACCGCCUCUCACUUGUCCGCCGUCCAAUUUAACAUUCCACUCCCAUUCAUCACUCCUCAUCAUGGUUAGCGCUACCUUCCUCUCCCUCGGAGCCCUCUCCCUCUCUGCCGUCCAUGCUCUUCCUGGCGGCAGUGCACAGCCCAGAGCCCGUCUGGUAUCCCGUGGUGCUUCCACGCCCGGCCGCAUCACCAUGCCUGUUGUGAAGCUUGCUGCCCACGGCAACGGCCAAAACGCCGCCAAAGACGGAUGGACCAGCCGCGUCGAUGUCGGCGCACAGUGGUUCAUCCCCGCCUGGAUCGGCACACCCGGCAAGCAAUUCUACUUCCUCGGUGACAGCGGCGCCCCCAACUUGUCCAUUGAGUCUACGCUCGAGCCCAAGGACCACCAGGGCGACAUCCCCCUCUACGACCCGUCCCAGUCCAGCACGGCCAAGCAGCUCGAUGGCUACACAUACUCGGAAUGCUUCGGCAGCGGCUACUGUGACAAUGGUGUCGUCUAUACCGACAUCUUCACCGUCGGCCAGAUUGCCCUUGAGGGCAUGCCCAUUAUGGUCCAGACCAACAACACAAGCCCUACCAGCGGCACCAUCCGCUCGGGCAACCUCGGCCUCAACAUUGAUCCCAAUGGCAUGACGACGCAGCCCAACAGACUGCCCACGUACUUUCAGCAAAUCAUGCCCUACCUCGAGUCUCCCCUCUGGACCGUCGACUACCGCACCUCGACCAAGAGCGGCCAAUUCGAGUUUGGCGCCAUCGACUCCAGUCGCUACCACGGCACCAUUGCCUACGGUGCCCUCAGCAGCACCGGUGGCCUCUGGACUACCAUCAUCGACGGCAUUGGCGCCGGUUAUGAUAACAGCGCCUUUAGAGAGCACAAGUUCCAGGUUGCCUGGGACACGGGCUCUGGCGGCGGCCAAAUCAGCCGCGAGAUUGCUGAUCUCUACUGGAGCCAGGUCCCCAACUCAGAGUGGCGCCCCGACUGGGACAACUAUCUCUACAAGUGUGACCAGCCGCUGCCUGACUUUGUCAUCCGCCUCUCGGACGGCAACAAGGUCGGUAUUCCCGGCUCGGCUCUCUUCUAUAAGCGUGCCGAGGGCAAGGAUGAGGGCAAGUGUCUCUCCAUGCUUGCUAUUGGUAGUGACAACGAUACUCUCUGGGGACAGGACUGGAUUGAGAAGUUCUUUGUUAUUUUUGACUGGGGAAACAAGAGAGUUGGUGUUGCUAACAAAGACCAGUAAAGAGGGUUUGCUUCUCGCUGUGAUUCUUUGUAGCCGUCUUUUUUGACCCCCCUUCUUCUUCUCUUUUAUGAUAUAUAUUUCCACAGAGUACAUUUUAUAGCCGCUGUAGCAGCGCAGACUAGCCAGUAGAUGGACAAUAUUAUGAAACCUUGUCCCAUCUAAUUCGUUUUUCUUCUUUUCUUCUCUUGGUGCAGUAGAUGACCAAAUAGACUGUCAUGUACCAACCUUUCACAAUGGAUCAAAUUUGUACCAGGAAUAUAAGGAAGACGGGGGAUAUUCAAAAUUUUCGAGAUUUACAUAGAUUCAUAGUUUCCAAGAAUUACAUAUAUUCAUUGUGGACUUGCGCGUAUGUACAAAAAAAGAGACAAAGACCAACAACCAGAAAAUCAUCACUCAUGACAUACCCUCAUCAACCGAAGCCUAUCCUCCUAGGAACCCCCGAUUCUACGAAGAGGUCAUGUUGGUCUUUAUGGCCACAUUGACCGUCUUGCAUCCUCUGGUCGGGUACUCCGAGGACAGAGGCUGCAGGCCCAACACGCUUGAGAGCCAUCCAAAGGCCGACAACGCACCCGCCUGGCCCUCAUCAGAGUGCGAGCCCUCGCUGUUGCGCGAGUAGUAAAUGUUGGCGCCCAUGUUGCAGUACUUUUCCACCAGGGCGUCGUUGUCAGUAAUAUUGGAGAUUUCGUCGUGGACCGCCUUGUACAUGUACAUGGGCAUAGUGGGUACGCCGUGGUAUCCCAUGAUGCCGUCGUUGUAGAUGAUCUUGUACGUCUCGUUGUUGAGGAAGUCGUCAAAGCCGUCCUUGAAGUACUUGCUGAUGUCCUUGCCCAGAAAGGCGAUGCCCGCCUCGGUCAGCGACAUGUUGUACGCGGACAGGAACGUCGUCUUGUUGUAUGGCCCAUCCGUGUUGAGCUUCUCCACGUACUUUUUCAGGAUAUCGGGGUACUGGCUGCCAAGACCGAGCAUAGACGACACGGCAAGACCAGCCGCCACCUGGCCAUUGAUGUUGUAGAGCACACUCGUGACAUUGGGCGUAAGGCCGCCCAUGGCAUUUCCAGAGAAGUUGAGCUCGGGGGCAUACUGAACCUGCAGUUCGCCGGCCCAUUCGCUCGCCAGAGCACCGCCAGAGUAUCCCCACAUGGCGUACUUUGCGUCCUCGGCGAGCCCAACUUCCUUGGCGAGGUUGAGGACAGCACGGACGGAAUCGAGAGUGGCAUGGCCGGAGAUGACGCCGGCUGUAAAGGAUGCCAGCGGGCCCUCGUAGUCGGGCACAUUGACAAACAUGCCAGCCGCAAGACCGGGAAUAAUGGCCUGGGCACCGACAACUUUGUCAAAGUCGUACAUGGCGUAGCUGGGGCUUGCGUCGACGUCGGCCGUGUCGUAGGGGAUCUGGUAGGAGAGCAGGGUGGCGUUGUUUGCGUUUUUCGGCUUGAAGAGCGUCGUCACGGCAAAAGUAGGCUUGUACUGGCUGUCCAUGGUGCGGUAGAGGAUCUGCCACGCCUUAUCGGUGCCAUUGACGAGCGUGGUCAGGUUACCGGGUGCUUCACGGUAGCGCAGGACUGAACCUGGUGGCGAAGACUCGAAGCCCUUGGGCUCCGUGUACCAUGGAUCCUUGGAGGGUGGGAGAGGGCCGUCUACAGAGGAGCAGCCAGACGAGGACGAGUUGGAGCUGGUUGGCGCAGCUAGGCCACUGCUGGCUGAGAGAGCUGCCAGAGCUAUGGCUCGAAGUGAAGGCAUAUUGGUUU